Messenger RNA from Mytilus trossulus (common blue mussel), 1232 nucleotides. Its product is annotated as serine/threonine-protein phosphatase 6 regulatory ankyrin repeat subunit B-like. The transcript is spliced from 2 exons. Gene Ontology annotation, molecular function: protein binding. Lineage: Eukaryota; Metazoa; Mollusca; Bivalvia; Mytilida; Mytilidae. Bases 70 to 852 code for a protein of 260 amino acids. The record is from RefSeq and is a predicted model, not a curated record.
AAAUCGGUUGAUACCAACAGAGAAAAACAGAAAAACUGUUAUCAUUCAGAUAUUAGAAGAUUAAGCCAUAUGAAAAAAGUUACUAUCAGAAUGUCCAAUGAUCAACUGUCUCUCCUUGAUGCCAUAGCAAGAAAUGAUGUAGAAACUGUUAACUUGUUUAUUUUUGGACAUCAGAUUUGUCCUGACUAUGUUUUUAAUGGGCGUAGUCCAGUAGUUGUAGCAGCAUCUUAUGGUAGAGAAGAAAUACUUGAUAUUUUAAUACAAUGUAAAUGUGAUUUAAACUUACCUGAUUUUACUGAUGAAACUUGGAGGAAGCAUCCAAUACACAUUGCUGCGGCCAAAGGCUUCCUAGGAUUUGUGAAAAAGUUAGUUAACAAUGGUGUCAAUGUUAGUAGUUUGGAUUUAGAAGAGAAAACAGCCCUGCACUGGGCAGCAUCAUUUGGUCAUGUCAGUGUUAUAGAUUACUUGAUCUCAGCCGGUGCCUCUGUCAAUGCCACUCAGGUAGAUGGAUUUACUCCGUUACAUUGUGCUGCAGCACUGGAUCAUGAUGAGGCUUGUAAAAUUAUCAUAGAGAAUGAUGCAGAACUGAAUGCUAUAGAUGAUGAUGGAUGGACCCCAGUACACCAUGCAGCAGCAUAUGGACAUUUCUCUGUCGUCAAAACUUUACAUGAAGCUGGAGCUUCCCUAUUAUUGAAAACACCUAUAAAUGACAAUACUUUACAUAUAUCAUCAUACACGUCUACAAAAUAUAAAGUUGACAUUUUGAGAUAUCUAGUUCAAUGCAAAGUUCCAUUGAAUGAUAGAGAUGGUUAUGGAAAUACAGCUUUACAUAUAGCAUCCAUGUACACAUAACCUUUAUGACAAUGCAAAAUGUUUAAUUGAGUUAGGGGCAGAGUUAGACACAUGUGAUGACUAUGAUGAUUCUCCUCUGUUAAGUGCUGCAUGUGCCUAUGACAAUCACAAUAUUGUAUAUCUGUUGAUAAAAUCUGGGUACAACUGUAGUAAAGAAAUGUGGAUACAUGAAGAACGAUUUCCACUAGCUCUAGCAAAUGAUUUAUCUCUGGUAUCGACACUGAAAUAUUAUGCAUCAUUUCCGAGAUCACUUCAGGAACUGUGCUGUUUUUGUGUAUUAAGACAUAUGGGCCAGCAGUCCAACUCUAAAAUAAACAGUUUACCUAUCCCUGAAUCUUUAAAAUUACAGUUAAAGGAUAUAAUAAAAUAAUUGCAGGUUU